AUGACGGCUGACCACGAGGGGGACGUGAGCUCGAAGGCGUACCCCCUGGCUUCGCUGGAGGUUACGAACCAAAUUCUGGAUAUGGUGCAGCAGGCCUGCAGCUACAAGCAGCUGAGAAAGGGUGCUAAUGAAGCCACAAAGACUCUGAACAGAGGAACUGCUGAGAUUGUCAUUCUGGCGGCAGACGCGGAGCCUCUGGAAAUUCUCCUGCACCUGCCUCUGCUCUGCGAAGAUAAGAACGUCCCGUACGUGUUUGUCAGAAGCAAGGUCGCCCUCGGACGCGCAUGCGGCGUCUCUCGACCGGUGAUUUCGUGUUCCAUCACCAACAAGGAAGGUUCCGCUCUGAACCCUCAGAUUGCGGAGCUGAAGAACAUCAUUGAAAUGAUGCUGAUUUAG
Messenger RNA from Besnoitia besnoiti, 396 nucleotides. Its product is annotated as Prp31-15.5k-U4 Snrna Complex family protein. Bases 1 to 396 code for a protein of 131 amino acids. NCBI's taxonomy places the organism in Eukaryota, Apicomplexa, Conoidasida, Eucoccidiorida, Sarcocystidae. Gene Ontology annotation, cellular component: box C/D methylation guide snoRNP complex; precatalytic spliceosome; nucleolus. The transcript is spliced from 3 exons. Gene Ontology annotation, biological process: mRNA splicing, via spliceosome; ribosome biogenesis; maturation of SSU-rRNA. The record is from RefSeq and is a predicted model, not a curated record. Gene Ontology annotation, molecular function: RNA binding.